Fusarium vanettenii 77-13-4 is the source of this 780-nucleotide messenger RNA. RefSeq lists its product as uncharacterized. Lineage: Eukaryota; Fungi; Ascomycota; Sordariomycetes; Hypocreales; Nectriaceae. Gene Ontology annotation, molecular function: FAD binding. The transcript has a single exon. Bases 1 to 780 code for a protein of 259 amino acids. The record is from RefSeq and is a predicted model, not a curated record.
AUGAAUACAGUUCAGUUCGGUUCAGCCUUUGCCAGCAGCGUAACUGUCGUUGGCGGGGGGCACAGUGGUCACUGUCUCUGGCCCAACGUCGUCUCGGUCGAUAUGAGCGCCUUUCAAAAAAUAUACAUUCUCGCGGCCGGAGAAGAGGGAGAAGAAUCGGAUUUUAAUUCCGAACCUUUAGUCGUCGUCGAGGCUGGCUGCAAGACGGGUGACAUUGUCCGAGAGACCAUGGCGGCGGGCGUGACAGUGCCCCUAGGGGCUCGCCCAAGCGUCGGCGCGGGAUUAUGGCUACAAGGCGGAAUUGGUCACCUCGCCAGGCUGCACGGGCUCGCAUGCGACGCAAUCGUCGGGGCCGUGGUGGUCAGCGUCGACUCGGGCCAGGUCCUCUGCAUCGGCCGUGUGCCAAGCCAACACCAGCCGACUGCCGCCGUGCGCCCAGAAAACGGUGAUGCUUUAUUAUGGGCAAUGAAAGGCGCCGGGACCAACUUUGGUAUCGUAGUCAGCGUUACUUUCAAGGCAUACGCAGCCCCUACCUACCUGAUUCGAAACUGGGUUGUCCCGCUGGACGACAACGCCGAUGCGCAGGCCAAGCUCAGUGAUUUUGAUGAAUUGGUCGCUACAGAGGUCCCUAGGAACGGCUGUGCAGACGCUUAUUUGUAUUGGGACACCGGCCGGCUGCGUCUCAGUGUGACGAUGUUCGAGUCCUCCGUGACUAGGCUCAGCCUGGAAACACCCACACCAACGCAUACGCUCAUGAGCACAAUCCUGGGGCCAGAAUAA